Molecule: messenger RNA, 2250 nt
Organism: Besnoitia besnoiti
Lineage: Eukaryota; Apicomplexa; Conoidasida; Eucoccidiorida; Sarcocystidae
Product: PSP protein
Exons: 8
Coding region: 1-2250 (749 amino acids)
Biological process (GO): mRNA splicing, via spliceosome
Cellular component (GO): catalytic step 2 spliceosome; U2-type spliceosomal complex; precatalytic spliceosome
Source: RefSeq, a predicted model, not a curated record
AUGACUGCUGCAGGCAGCAACGCGUUGCCGGCUUCGAACGGGGCAGGCGAGUCCAACGGCGUGGCGUCCCCGCAGCCGCGCAUGAACGAUCUGCGCAUGCAGAAACCGAGGGAAGUGCGCAGUCUGCUGAAGCUGUUGAAGCGGAAGAAGGCGCGGCAGAAUAAGAGCCAAAAGCAGCUGCAGGCGGCCGUGGAGGCGGAGCGCGAGCAGCUGAGGAAGUGCGUCUCGCUGCAGUCCAUGAACCCGCAAAAUGCUCACAUGAUUGGCGGCCGCCGCCACGUGCGAGGCGGCGCCGCGGGCGCGGGCGGGGAUGCGAUUGCAGAGGAAGACGAGCAGACCGAGAGCGAGCAGGGUGACGAGGAGAGCGAAGACGCAGGAGGCAAGCCGAAGAAGAACUCGCGCGCCGGCGGGUUCGCCUCUACCGAGCCAGGGGAGAGCAGCGACGAUGAGGACUCCGAUGCGCCCAACGUGGACAUCGAGUACCUCGUCGCAGACGAAACGGAGGGCCCCAACGCGGAUCUCGCGCGCGAGUUUUUCGGCGAAGUCUUUGAGCGCUUCAAGCCCGCAGAGGACGAGCAGGAGGAAGAAGAAGAGGAAGAGGAAGAGGAAGAGGAGGAGAGCGCGAAGAAGGGACAGGACCUUACGCUCGAGGACGAAGAAGAUGACGAUGAGGACGACAAGAAGGAAAAGGGCGGGAAGAAGCUGACCAAAAAGCAAAAGAAACUGAUGAGCCGGCCGUCCCUGGCCGAGUUGAAACAAAAAACCAGCCGCCCCGACAUGGUGGAAGUCUGGGACACAACCAGUGCAGAUCCCGAGUUCCUCGUCUACCUCAAGGGGCUUAGAAACACGGUUGCCGUGCCGCCGCACUGGUCGCAGAAACGCAGAUAUCUGCAGUGGAAGCGGGGCUUUGAAAAGCCUCCCUUCAAGCUGCCUCCUCACAUUGAGGCCACAAAGAUCAGCGAGAUCCGGUCGGCCCUGGUGGAGGCAGAGAGCCAAAAGAGCCUCCGGCAGAGAAUGAGGGAGAAAGUUCGACCAAAGCAAAACCGCCUUGCAAUCGACUACCAAGUCCUCCACGACUGCUUCUUCAAGCACGCAGUGAAGCCUGUGCUAACGGGCUUCGGCGAUCUCUACUACGAAGGCAAGGAGUUCGAGAAGAAGAACCGAAACUUCACUCCGGGUCAGCUGUCUGACCGCCUCAAACAGGCGCUCGGCAUGGGCCCCCUCGCGCCCUCGCCCUGGCUCAUUAACAUGCAGCGAUACGGGCCGCCGCCGGCGUAUCCGCGGCUCAAGCUCCCCGGCCUGAACGCGCCGAUCCCCGCAGGCUGCAGCUACGGCUACCACGCCGGCGGUUGGGGCAAGCCGCCAGUGAACGAGUUCGGUCAGCCGCUUUUCGAGACGCCUGAGGAAGGCGACACGGAAGAAGAGGAGCGUGAGCAGGUCGCUGGCCUCCUGUGGGGCGAGCUGCCUGACGCGGGCGAGGAAGACGAGGAGGAGGAAGAGGACGGUGAAGGCAAGGAAGGAGCCCAAGCAGGGGCGCCUGGCGGCGAGACGCCGUUCAUGGAGGGCAUUUCGAGUCUGGGCGGCGUCACGUCGCUGGCCUCGGGUCUGGAGUCUCCCGCGUCCUCGUUCGACAUCCGCAAGCGGCCAGAGGGCACGUCGUCUGUUGCCUCCUCGACUGCGAAGCCGUACACGAUUCUGACUCCGCAGGAGGUCCCCGCGGGUCAGCAGCAGGGCCAGCUGUUUGGCGUGAAGCACACGUACCGCAUUCCCUCGACCUUGCCCGGCGGCGGCGCGGGCAACGCGCCCGGCUCGGCCACACCCACGGGGCACAUGACCCCGCGCAACCUCCUCUCCUCCGGGGUCGCGACUCCCUCGGGUGUACGUACUCCGUUCGGAGGCGCGCGGACGCCCCUCGUCGGGCCAGGAGGCUCCGCGGCCUUCGGCUCUGCGCCCGGCACGCCCUUCGUCCCCGGCACAGCCAGCGGCGCGCAGACCCCUGCGCGAACGACUGGCUUCCGCACGCCCGCCGGCGUCACUGUCAGCCUCAACCCCAACGAAAUGGAGCAAGAGGGUGUCUUCACUGCGGACGUCAUCCGCCAGCAGCUGCGUCAACACGAAGAGGCUGCCGCGCGGGCCAAGCAGGCCGCCGGCCAGGUGGAUCCGACAGACACGCGCAAGCGGAAGGGAGACGAGAUCCGAGGCACUCAGACUGUGGCGAAGUCGAAGAAGAAGAAGCAGUUCAAGUUCUGA